Effrenium voratum is the source of this 2283-nucleotide messenger RNA. The record is from the annotation of a GenBank genome assembly. NCBI's taxonomy places the organism in Eukaryota, Dinophyceae, Suessiales, Symbiodiniaceae.
AUGGGUCUGGGAGCAUCUCGCCAAGCAUUUUUUGCCAUAGACCUGCCAGCCAGCAUCAGUGCACGAGGCUGCAAAUAUCUGUCAAUUUGCUCGGUGGAUGGCCAAGUGGUGGCGGUGCCUUACAGUGCUAAGAAGAUUUUGGUGGUGGAUGCAUCAUCUCGCCAAGCAUUUGCCAUAGACCUGCCAGCCGGCAUCACUGCAGGACAAGGCUGCAAAUAUCUGUCAAGUUGCUCGGUGAAUGGCCAAGUGGUGGCGGUGCCUUACAGGCUGAAUGCAUCAUCUCGCCAAGCAUUUGGACCUGCAUCACUGCAGGCCACUUCAGUGUCAAGUUGCUCGGUGAAUGGCCAAGUGGUGGCGGUGCGUGAGAAGAUUUUGGUGGUGGAUGCAUCAUCUCGCCAAGCAUUUGCCAUAGACCUGCCAGCCGGCAUCACUGCAGGACAAGGCUGCAAAUAUCUGUCAAGUUGCUCGGUGAAUGGCCAAGUGGUGGCGGUGCCUUACAGUGCUGAGAAGAUUUUGGUGGUGGAUGCAUCAUCUCGCCAAGCAUUUGCCAUAGACCUGCCAGCCGGCAUCACUGCAGGCCACUUCAGCAAAUAUCAGUCAAGUUGCUCGGUGAAUGGCCAAGUGGUGGCGGUGCCGUGCGAACAUAAGAAGAUUUUGGUGGUGGAUGCAUCAUCUCGCCAAGCAUUUGCCAUAGACCUGCCAGCCGGCAUCACUGCAGGACAAGGCUGCAAAUAUCUGUCAAUUUGCUCGGUGGAUGGCCAAGUGGUGGCGGUGCCUUACAGUGCUAAGAAGAUUUUGGUGGUGGAUGCAUCAUCUCGCCAAGCAUUUGCCAUAGACCUGCCAGCCGGCAUCACUGCAGGCCACUUCAGCAAAUAUCUGUCAAGUUGCUCGGUGAAUGGCCAAGUGGUGGCGGUGCCUUACAGUGCUGAGAAGAUUUUGGUGGUGGAUGCAUCAUCUCGCCAAGCAUUUGCCAUGGACCUGCCAGCCGGCAUCACUGCGGGACAAGGCUGCAACUAUCAGUCAAGUUGCUCGGUGAAUGGCCAAGUGGUAGCGGUGCCUGACAAUGCUGAGAAUAUUUUGGUGGUGGAUGCAUCAUCUCGCCAAGCAUUUGCCAUAGACCUGCCAGCCGGCAUCACUGCGGGCCAAGACUGCAAAUAUCUGUCCAAAUAUCUGUCAAUUUGCUCGGUGAAUGGCCAAGUGGUGGCGGUGCCUUACAGUGCUAAGAAGAUUUUGGUUGUAGAUUUUGCAAAGCCGUAUUCCCCAUAUCAGACCUUGGACUUGCAUACAAGCGAUGUCCACAACACCCCACAGUUCGUUGAUCUGGUGGCAGCUGUGCUCAGCUCUUGGAUUUAUACUGAUGAACCAGAGCCUCCCCAGAUGGCUCAUGUAACUUUCAAGGUCCACAUUAUCAUUCAGCCUGGUGACCUCGGGAGAGCAGUGAAAAUUGCAAGUGUUACUGCCCACUUGCCACGCGAGCAAGUUUUGUUCAUUGUGUUCAAAGGCACGUCGUACAUCUUGGACUUCUUAAGUUGGAAUUUGGAAUAUGAUCAUGGCGCUACAAACGAGGUUGAUUUCUUUGCUCACAGCGGCGCAGCAAGUGUAGUUAAGAACAGCAAAUUCCUGAAAUGCGAUGCGCUCUUGGGGCGCUUGGUUGCUGCGGAGGCACAAGGAGUGCAAAAGGUUGCCUUUACAGGGCACUCUCUUGGAGGCAUGUAUGCACAAAUGUCUUUGUUUUUGGCUUGGGCUGAGCUUGAAGCAGGCUCAGGCGCUUUGCGGGAGACCUUGUUGAAGUUCAAAGUGCGGUGCUUUGCUUUCGGCGCUCCCAUGGUGUUUGGUGGUAACUCCGACAAAGCAAAGGAGUUCAAGCGCUUUGCAAGAGACAACGCUGUGAACUACAUCCAUGCCAAUGAUCCGUGCCCACGAGCUUGGGGCGCUUUGAAUCUGCGAGACUUUGUGCAGCAAGCAGCCGAAGCAGCCAAGACGGGGUUGCGAGACACACAUGGCAGCAUCGGAGGCAGAGUCGCAUCAGCUGUUGUGGACACAAUGGCUGCCCAUCUGCUAGGAAGGCCAGAUUUCAGUCACCUAGAGGACUUGGCUCGGAAGUACGAACAUUUCAUUCCUCUACGGGUUCUGAGUACCCAGAGGCAACAUGUUCGUUGGAAGGAAUUCCGGCUGACGCCAGGCUGUCUUGAGGACCAUUCAGUGGUCGCUUACGUGAACAGACUGUUUGAUGCGUUCGACACUAGCCGGCCUGCAUGCCACGUUCACGCUCAGACCUUUUGA